Anisakis simplex (herring worm) is the source of this 225-nucleotide messenger RNA. NCBI's taxonomy places the organism in Eukaryota, Metazoa, Nematoda, Chromadorea, Rhabditida, Anisakidae. The record is from the annotation of a GenBank genome assembly.
AUGAGCAUGGAUUCAUCAACCAUGGAAACAACCCCAACCACAAACACAUCAACCUCGCCUACACCCACAACCACAACCACUACAACUGCAACAACAACAGCAGCAGCAACAAAAGUUGAUACGGUUGAUAUCGAUCAGGAGAACAAUGACGAAAGCAUUGUCAGUACCAAAGAGAACAGUAAUCCAGAGGAUGUGGAUGCCUCACCACAACACAGUCCAACAUCU